AUGGACACUAAAGCAGAUAUCGUCGUCGACGCCAGAGAUGUAGAUGAGGCUUUCUAUGCCGUGAAGCAUCAGAAGGAGGUGGGAGAGACGACCAAUGUCGACGAGAAACGACUACUCCGGAGGAUCGAUCUAAAAUUGAUGCCGUUGAUGUUUAUGUGCUACUUCUUGCAGUACUCAGACAAGACGCUAAUCAACUAUGCUGCCGUCAUGGGUCUUAUCGAAGAUACAAACAUGCCCGACAACGGUUUCUCACAUCUAGCCAUUGCCUUCUACUGCUCCUUCUUGUUCUUCGAGCCAAUCCAGGCUUUCUGCCUACAAAGGUUCCCGAUAGCGAAGUGGCUUGGUGCGAAUGUGAUUUGUUGGGGCAUCGUCUUGUGCAUGAACUGUGUAGCUCGCAGCUAUGCACCACUGGUCGUUCUUCGUGUGCUCCUUGGAGUCUUCGAGUCGGCUACAGCUCCCAGUCUCAACCUCAUGACCACCAUGUGGUACAAAAGGCACGAACAAACCCUCCGUACAGGCUACUGGUAUCAAGGAACCAGCAUCGGACCUGCGGUAUCCUCACUCAUAGCCUACGGCUUUGUCCACUGGGCAGCUUCUUCUCCGGAUGCGAACUUUAAGCCCUGGCAAGUGCUGUUCUUGCUGUAUGGCUUGAUCACGAUCGUGACCGGGAUCUUGGUACUUCUGUUUCUGCCGGACAACCCGAUGAAGAGCCGAUUUAGCCACGAUGAGAAGAUUGUCGCUGUUGAGAGGCUGAGAGAGAACCAGACCGGCAUCGAGAAUAAGCACUUCAAGUGGGCGCAAUUCAGGGAGACAUUGGCUGAUCCACGGACAUGGAUUCUGAGUAUGAUCGUCGUAUCGACUAACAUCCCCAAUGGUGCUGUGAGCUCAUUCUCGAGCAUCAUUAUUGAGAACUUCGGUUACAACCAGUAUCAAACGCUCCUACUCAACCUGCCAAGCGCCGCAGUGGCAUUUGUAGCGGUCUUGCUUGGGACGUGGUGGGCAGGUCGAUAUAACGCUCGCGGGAUAGCUAUCAUCGCACUCGUCACACCGACCAUCAUUGGCGGCGCACUCAUGGCCUGGCUGCCGCCGGACAACAAAGCGGGACUGCUCAUUGGUAAUUACCUAACGAACACCGUGGGUGCCUCACUACCACUGAUGUAUAGCUGGAUCGGAGCCAAUUACAGCGGACACACCAAGAAAGUCACGAUGAAUGCCAUCGUUCUGAUGUCGUUCUGUGUUGGCAAUGUGAUCGGGCCGGAAACAUUUCAAGCCAAGUCAGCGCCUGCGUAUAUCCCGGCAAAGAUCACCAUCGUGGCUGUUCUGUCGGUCGCGAUUCUCCUAGUCCUGCUGUUGGAUUAUCUGAUCAUUCGUGAAAACAAGAAGCGAGACCAAGCUGGGUUGGUCGAUAUGCCGGCCAAUUAUGAGUUCAUGGAUCUCACGGACAAGGAGAAUAGGAACUUCCGUUACCUCCUGUAG
This is a messenger RNA of Recurvomyces mirabilis, 1476 nucleotides long. RefSeq lists its product as uncharacterized. The transcript has 6 exons. The record is from RefSeq and is a predicted model, not a curated record. Gene Ontology annotation, molecular function: transmembrane transporter activity. Gene Ontology annotation, biological process: transmembrane transport. Lineage: Eukaryota; Fungi; Ascomycota; Dothideomycetes; Mycosphaerellales; Teratosphaeriaceae. Gene Ontology annotation, cellular component: membrane. The coding region runs from base 1 to 1476 and encodes 491 amino acids.